GGGUGGGGUGACUGAGCGCUGCAAACCAUGUUCUUAGGAGCGUGGGACACUAUAUAGAACGGGUUCUGAAGGGCCUUUAGGAUGUCCGGAGAAGACUGGGGAAGAGAGGAGCUUUGUCGGUAGCCUUCUGUGCAUGCGUAGGUGUUUUGGAAUUCUGGAUCCCAGAUCUCCGAACCUCAGCCGAAGUCACUGCUUGUGAAUUCACUGCCCUUCGUGCCAGGCGCUGGCCGGAAUGGCGCGGAUGGGUGAGGUGGGCUGUCGCAGCGAUAUGCUAGAAACAGUUUCUGUCCUAUCUCUACGGGUCUUCUUGUUGCAAGUGGGACCUAGCAUGUCUUUUGGGGUUGAAUUUAGGAAAGGCUCUGUGGAGGAAAUACAUGGGAAGAAUGCAAAGAAUAAAGAACGGGCAUUCUGGGCAGAGAGAACUGCGAGAAGAAGGAGGUGGGAGGUGUUUUGCCUGUUUGUGUGUGUGUGUGGGGGGCGUUAUUAGGAGCUAAGCCAUGAAACACAGGUUGGCGCCUUGUUGUAGAGGCCCUCGAGUACCAGGCUGAGGAGUUUGAAUAGUUUAGGGUCGGCUGGGAGACUGGAGAAGGGAUUGAUAUAAAUUGAAGUUGAUCCUUUAGAUUUCUGUAUAGGUGUUUAGUGAUAUAAGAGCUGAAGAUUCACUAAAAUGCUGUGGCAGUAAUUAAAAUUUAAAGAGACAGUUUAGGUGGGAGGUGAUAAUCAUAGUAAGUCCCCGAUUUAGGAAUGAGUACUGAACCUAGAGACCGUUCCUAAGUUAAAUUCAUUCCAAAGUCUGACACGAGUCUUAUACAUCCGUGACACAAAUAUACAAUGUACAUUGCUUUGUGCUUCCUACAGACCCCUCCCAUCACUACUGCUUUUCCUCUUGCUUCCAGACAUCGUGGACUCUGACUGAGCAUUGUACUAAGCUCGAGCGCUAGCCUUGCAACAGGAGGAAGGGAAGACAGUGAUGUACACAGCUGUGGGCUCCGAAUGGCGGCUCUUUGGCUAUCCACGCCGACGGCGGCCCCUGAGUUCUGUAGUUCUACAGCAGGGUCUGGCCGAUCGAAUUGUCAGAGACAUUCGGGAAUUCAUUGAUAACCCUAAAUGGUAUACUGACAGAGGGAUUCCCUACAGACGUGGCUAUCUGCUUUACGGGCCUCCUGGCUGUGGGAAGAGCAGUUUUAUCACAGCCCUGGCUGGAGAACUGGAACACAGCAUCUGUCUGCUGAGUCUCACGGACUCUAGCCUGUCUGAUGACCGGCUCAACCACCUGCUGAGUGUGGCCCCGCAGCAGAGCCUGGUGCUACUGGAAGAUGUGGAUGCCGCUUUUCUCAGUCGAGACCUGGCUGCAGAGAACCCUGUGAAGUACCAAGGUCUAGGUCGUCUCACUUUCAGUGGGCUGCUCAAUGCAUUGGAUGGUGUGGCGUCUACCGAGGCACGCAUUGUGUUCAUGACCACGAACCAUGUUGACAGGCUGGACCCUGCCCUGAUACGCCCUGGGCGAGUAGAUAUGAAGGAGUACGUGGGCUACUGCUCACACUGGCAGCUGGUACAGAUGUUCCAGAGGUUCUAUCCGGGGCAAGCACCUUCCUUGGCUGAGACUUUUGCAGAACGUGUCCUUCAAGCUACAACCCAGAUUAGUCCUGCCCAGGUGCAGGGCUACUUCAUGCUGUAUAAAAAUGACCCUGCAGGGGCAAUUCAUAAUGCUGAGUCCCUGAGGUAAAUGGCCAGGCCAUGCUCAGCUCUCCUUUCUGAAGAAAUCAAUAAAUACUUGCCACUCUG
This is a messenger RNA of Cavia porcellus (domestic guinea pig), 1785 nucleotides long. RefSeq names its product mitochondrial chaperone BCS1 (gene Bcs1l). Gene Ontology annotation, cellular component: mitochondrial inner membrane. NCBI's taxonomy places the organism in Eukaryota, Metazoa, Chordata, Mammalia, Rodentia, Caviidae. The record is from RefSeq and is a predicted model, not a curated record. The coding region runs from base 971 to 1726 and encodes 251 amino acids. The transcript has 6 exons. Gene Ontology annotation, molecular function: ATP hydrolysis activity; ATP binding. Gene Ontology annotation, biological process: mitochondrial respiratory chain complex III assembly; protein insertion into mitochondrial inner membrane from matrix.